AUGGCGGGCUUCAGCUGGAGUAUGAGCUCGCAGACGAAAAAAUUUGUGCCUCCGUCACGUGACUGGCAAGUUAAAACAGCUAGAAAUCUGGACAUCAGGGUUCAGUAUUAUAUGCGUUACGGCACGUCUAAAUACUUCAACCAUCUUUCAGCGCCAAAACUUACAGCGUCUGUACGACCAGACGGCAACUGCUUCUUUCGUGCCCUCAGCGUUCUUAUAACUGGUGUCGAGGAGAACCACAUGACUAUUCGACAGGCAAUCACUCAACACGUGGAACAGCAUUCGGAUAUCUACAGAACAUUCCUUCAAAGCCGUGGCGGAAUGGCGAACUAUGUUAGGAGUAUGCGCAGACCACGCGAAUGGGCAACGGACACUGAAAUCUUCGCCGCUGCAACAUUUUUGAAAACAAUAAUUGAAGUAUGUACCCAAAAUAGAACCAAAGAAGGCUGGGAAUACCACUGGCAGACUUUUGCACCACUAAAUGAUCAGAAUCCAUCCUUGCCAAGAGUUUACAUAUCGCACAAAGACGAACAUUUCGAACCAAUUUUAGAUAUUGAAACAAAUAGAUAA
Messenger RNA from Mercenaria mercenaria, 570 nucleotides. RefSeq lists its product as uncharacterized. Gene Ontology annotation, biological process: protein deubiquitination. Gene Ontology annotation, molecular function: cysteine-type deubiquitinase activity. Lineage: Eukaryota; Metazoa; Mollusca; Bivalvia; Venerida; Veneridae. The transcript has a single exon. Bases 1 to 570 code for a protein of 189 amino acids. The record is from RefSeq and is a predicted model, not a curated record.